GUUUUGCUUCUUGCAAUUCACAUCACUCUAUGUUUAUUGGAUGGCCUCAGCACCAGAGCUAUGAUGGAGAAAAACUGCAAAGAUGGCAUCGACUCAGGAAUGGUGCUAGUUCUGCUGUGUGCUUUUAACAUCUUGAUCUAGUGGAGCAACCCGUGUUCUGACCUCCACCCCCCAAAUGUGCUUGUGCGAAUGUUUGAAUGAUUGAUUGUGUUGUAAAGCACCUUAGGGGGCCAUUUUUUAUUUAAAGUGUAAUUUUAGCACAGACUAAUUUCAAGACAAAUUGUUUAAAAAAAUGAAAAAGUUGCUUAGUAUUGACGAGCGUAUUUUCCUACUGCUGUCACUGCCCCCUACUGGACAGCAGCAGCUACAGCAGAAACCCAGAUAUUACACUCUCAUCUAAAAACAAAAACAUUCAUUUAAUGAAUUAUAAAUGGUGGGUUGUUUAUCACCAAUAGGCUUACAUUUGGAAAACACAUCCAACCAGUAAAGGAAAAAAAAAGUCUUGGGGGGCUUUUAUUUUGUCAGGCCCACCGGAAGCGUGUCGCCUUCCAGUGGGCUGGUUUCCUCAAUAAGCGGAAGUACAAGGUGAAGAGAAACUUUCGGGUUUGUUAAGAGUUGUUUUUCAACCUGGUUCUGAUGUGACCCACUCGGUUCUGUAAAGUGGAGGAGUUCGGUUCUCGAGCAAAAAUGGCGGGAGGGUUCCGACGAGAACAGUUCCUAUUCAAACUUCCCUCUCCCGUCAACUGGGAGUUCUGCCGAGUCAUGGACGGACUGUCGGACUUGGACUGGACCCGGUUCGCCUCGGAGGUGCUGAAAGACCAGACGGCUGUGCGACUGGCUGAGAGGCAGGCCCAGCGGACCGACUGGGUGAUGAACCAAUGGGGAUGCAGGAACGGUCGAGUUGGAGAGCUGAUUGACUUGUUAGAGUCGCUGCAGCUUUUUAGGCCACGAGAUGUCAUCUUGACCUGGACUCAGGCGAUGAAUCCUUCCUCCUUUGCUCCUCCUCCUCUUCCUCCUCCGCCACCUCCUCCUCGUCUCCCUUCUCCUCCACCGUAUGAGCAGCCCACAGCGUAUCAUUCUGCUGUUGGAGGAGAAAACCUGUUACCCAGGCCUGCCCCCCCACCUGUCAGUCUGUACUCUAAGGAUCAGCUCCAGCCACAGGAAAGUCGGUGUGAUGUCAUUCCUUUGCCUCUCGCUGCCGUGGCGUCUAACAGCACUGCAGUCAUCUGUUGGGCACAUGAAGAGGUGCAUGCUGGGACACGAGGUUUCUCCCCCGCCCUCCAGAUCGGCGAGGGGGGAUUUGGCGUUGUGUACCGAGCUUCUCUGAGGGGCAUGGACUGCGCUGUCAAGAGAAUCAGAGAGGUCUGCAUGAUGGACUCAUCCCAGCUGAGGAGAAGCUUCCAGACUGAAGUGGAGAAACUGUCAAAGUUCAGACAUCCGAACAUCAUCGAUCUGUUGGGCUUCAGUGAAGGAGGAGGAUCCAUGUGCCUGAUCUACAGCUUCAUGGAGAACCGAGCCCUGGAGGAUCAGCUGCACAAGGGACAUAACUUCCUCUCGUGGCCUCAGAGAGUCAGUAUCGCUGAAGGAGCAGCGUCAGCUCUUCAGUUUUUACACUCCCCCCCCGCAGGUCAAGAACCAUUGAUCCACGGUGAUGUCAAGAGUUCCAACAUUCUGCUGGACAGACACCUGGUGGCGAAGCUUUCGGACUUCGGUCUGGCCCGCUGCGUUCCACGCCCGCCGUCUGGCUGCUCCGUCACCCAGACGGCCUCGGUGGGUAAGACUGCCACAGUGAGAGGAACGCUGGCGUACCUUCCAGACGAGUACGUGAGGAAAGGAGAACUUUGCACCGCCGUGGACGUCUACAGCUUUGGAGUGGUGCUGCUGGAGGUCCUGACUGGGCGUCCAGCUUCAGAGCAGGACCGGACGUACGGAGAGAAGUUCCUGAAAGACCUGGUGGAGGAGGUGGAGGACCAUCCAGACGGCUCGUCUGCAGAGGCGUGGAGAAAACAUCUGGACCGGCGACUGGUUGCAGGAGGAGCUGCAGAGCCUGAUGGAUACCUGCAGGUGGCAGCACUCGCCUGCAGAAGCCUCCACAGGCAGAGGAAGAAGAGGCCAGCGAUGAAGGAGGUGUUUGACAAACUUCACGGUCUCAACAACGGCGUGAAGAAGGCCCAGAACCCCUACCGGUCCUUCCCCACACCCCCCAGCUCUCUGGACCCCAGUGUGGAACCCUGCGACUCCUACGCCGCUCUCACCCCUCCCAACCGCCUCCUCUCCUCCUCCCUUCCCCUCCCCUCCACCUCCUUGGCCGGCCCGUGUGAAACAGACGAGAGCCGAGGAUGCUCCCAGUAUGAACUCCGGUCUCAGACCAGCUCCGGCUCCCAGGACCACAGUGUACGGCGGCCUCCAGAACACCAGUGCCACCAGCCUUCGGUUCCCACCGAGGAUCAGUACAACUUCCCUUCCCAGUCCAGCAGCAUUUCCGGGCCCGGCGCCGUGGCGACAGAACUCUCUGGGUUCUCUCCUGCAGGUUCCCUCCAGUCGGCCUCACCUCAACCCUCAGUGUGUUUGUGUCCCAGUCAGGCGCCCCAGAAUGAGCUGGACCGGACCAGAACCCCCGAGCUGCAGUCAUUACCUGGCUUCUGUGGAGGGACUCGUUCUGAGGAGCUCAGAGGACCAGAAGAAAGCGACGAGCUGGAUUAUCUCCAGGACAGAACCACGGAACCCCAAAUUAAGAGGGAGUUCUUCUCAGGACCACACUAACCGGACCGGACCGGACCGAGUUCUGCUGCCUUCUUGACUCAAACGUUUAUUUAUUCGUGAUCGUUUCACAAAUUCAACAGACAAGCAUUUCCGAAUCCUUCUUGUAAAACACCAAACAUUUUAGGCUGUGAAUGGAUCCGGUUUCAUCACAUCAGAACCGAUGAGUUCUGGUGUGCCGACCACAUUCUGGACAGGCGGCCGAGUCCCAAAUGUCUCCCUGACAGGGACGGCUGUCCCCUCCCGUCUCCUCUGAUGGACUACAUGACAGAUGUCCCCAAACCAGGUUUCAUGAGCGCGUGGAAACAACUCCAGCCUCCCGUUUUCGCUCCGGAUCGUCUCCAGAACCGUCCCAUCAUGGACGAGUACGUUAUUCCUUUUUCUUCCUCCGUGAAAUAAACACCAGCCGUUCUCCAGCAGGAGGGCGUCUCGGGGUCGACGUUCCAGCAGAAUUCCCUUCCAGGACCAGAAAAAGCUUCCAGUCAGAGAAUCACUACAAUUCCAUAAUGAUUAAUAAAUAAAUAACAGGUUUGUUGAUGUUCCAGCUUGAUUGAUGAUGAUUGGCCACAUUUUUUUCAUUAUUUCUCCCUAGCAACCAAACGUGAUUGGCUGUUUAGCUUCAGGAUUCAGGAAGUUCGCUGCUGAAUGAGCCCGUUUGUAAAUGACUGUAUGCAGACAUUAGAAUAAAACUGACUUCUUUAUGUUUGUUCAUGUUCCUCCCCUCCACCUGUGGGAGGAUGGCGCCCCCUGUGGGUGUAGGUCCUCACCACAAACAAACCAGUAAUCACCAGUUACUGGACUUCCAGAACCGCUGGUCAGCUGGGAGGUCAAAGGUCAGACCCUGUGACCCCCCCUGCUCCUUGCUCAGGUGAACUUCACCUGAACAGGAUGCUCUAACAGCCGCUGAGCAACUGCUGUGUCUCGUGCGCGCGCAAUGGGCGAGGCGUGUGCGUGUCCGUGGUCGUGAGCGCGCCUGUGGUGCUGAUGCUGCAGCGCGGCUGAAGAGGAGGAGGUGGAGGAUGAAGAGGAGCGAUCAGAUCAAUGAUCCCACAUGAUCGAUCAGACCAGCGGACAGGGUUCGGAACCGGAACGAAAACCACGUGACUGCCCAGGUAAUCCAGG
Nothobranchius furzeri (turquoise killifish) is the source of this 3882-nucleotide messenger RNA. It is a transcript of the gene irak1, whose product is annotated as interleukin-1 receptor-associated kinase 1. Gene Ontology annotation, molecular function: ATP binding; protein kinase activity. NCBI's taxonomy places the organism in Eukaryota, Metazoa, Chordata, Actinopteri, Cyprinodontiformes, Nothobranchiidae. Gene Ontology annotation, biological process: protein phosphorylation. The record is from RefSeq and is a predicted model, not a curated record.